Molecule: messenger RNA, 1126 nt
Organism: Drosophila bipectinata
Lineage: Eukaryota; Metazoa; Arthropoda; Insecta; Diptera; Drosophilidae
Gene: Atg5
Product: autophagy protein 5
Biological process (GO): cellular response to nitrogen starvation; C-terminal protein lipidation; autophagy of mitochondrion
Cellular component (GO): Atg12-Atg5-Atg16 complex; phagophore assembly site membrane; cytoplasm
Molecular function (GO): Atg8-family ligase activity
Source: RefSeq, a predicted model, not a curated record
GCAACCCAUCGCUAGCGCAGAGUUACCACACUGUUCUAAAGUCGUAUUGUGCGAAUAAGAUUUAAGGAAAUUAACAAAAACAAUAAGAGAAUUUCCAUUAAAACAAAGGACAGCAUGGCCCACGACCGCGAGGUGUUGCGCAUGAUCUGGGAGGGUCAAAUUGGGAUAUGUUUUCAGGCGGAUCGUGAUGAAAUCGUGGGCAUUAAACCGGAGCCCUUCUACCUAAUGAUAUCUCGAUUAAGCUAUUUGCCAUUAGUGACCGACAAGGUGCGAAAGUACUUUUCACGCUAUAUAUCCGCCGAGUAUCAGGAUGGAGCUGUGUGGUUCGACUUUAAUGGCACACCACUGCGUCUGCACUAUCCAAUUGGUGUGCUGUAUGACCUGCUACAUCCGGAGGAGGACAGCACGCCCUGGUGCCUCACCAUACACUUUUCCAAAUUUCCCGAGGACACGCUUGUCAAGCUCAACUCCAAAGAGCUGCUGGAAUCGCACUACAUGUCGUGUCUUAAGGAGGCAGACGUACUCAAGCAUCGUGGUCUCGUAAUUUCGGCAAUGCAGAAAAAGGAUCACAACCAGCUCUGGCUGGGCCUCGUCAAUGACAAAUUUGACCAGUUUUGGGCAGUCAAUCGAAGGCUAAUGGAACCGUACGGCGAUCAAGAGUCUUUCAAGCAUAUUCCCCUGCGCCUAUAUGCGGACGAUGACUUUACCUACACGCAAAAACUGAUAUCGCCGAUCACGGAAAGUGGACAAAAGAAGAGUCUGGCCGACCUGAUGGCCGAAUUAUCGACACCUAGGCUGAAAGCAGUUGGUUGCCGAACUCAUGGUAUCGAUCUUCAUGAGGAGACCCAGCUUCAAUGGUUGUCGGAACACUUGAGUUAUCCCGACAACUUUCUGCAUUUAUCGAUUGACUACAAAACCUUGUAGCUUUUAUAUAUUUAAGCUUAUGUAUAAGUAUGUAUGCCUGAGUGUGUGUGUGUGAGUGUCUUUAAUUAAUUUAAUUCCAGCCAAUCCCAAGUUUAUAUGUUUCUAUACGUAUGUACAUGUACGCAAUGAUAUAUUUAUAAUUAAGUUGUAAUUGUAAUGUUUGUCGGUGUGUAAUAAUUACAAUAUGUUUAUUUAAAAAUAU